This is a messenger RNA of Acanthosepion pharaonis, 1602 nucleotides long. The record is from the annotation of a GenBank genome assembly. NCBI's taxonomy places the organism in Eukaryota, Metazoa, Mollusca, Cephalopoda, Sepiida, Sepiidae.
AUGCCUACUGCGUUUCAUUCUUCCGUACUCCUAAAUUUUUCUCCGAUAGUCCUAAUUUGUCCGUUCUUCCGUACUUCAAUUUUCUUCUCAAUAUUCUGGACACUACUGCAUUUCUUUCUUUCCUACCCUAAUUUCUUUCUUACGUACUCCAAUUUUACCGUUCUUCAAUCUUCCGGACGCCUACUGCUUUUCUUUCUUCCGUACACCCUAUUUGUUUCUAUCGUAGUCCUAUCUUUUCCGUUCUUCCGUACUUCAGUUUUCUUUCAAUCUUCCAGACGCGUUCCUUCCAUCCGUACUAUUUCUUUCUUCCGUAAAAACUGCAUUUCUUUCUUUCCGGCGCUAAUUUCUUCCUUACGUAGUUCUUUUUUUCCGUUCUUCCGUACUUCAAUUUUCUUUCAAUCUUCCGGACGCCUAUUGCGUUUCUUUCUUCCGUAUUACUUAUUUCUUUCUUCAGUUCUCCUAAGUUUUCCUUUCUUCCGUACUUCAAUCUUCUGUACGCCUACAGCGUUUCUUCCUUCCGUACACAUAAUUUAUUUUUUCCGUAGUCCUAAUUUUCCCCUCCUUCCGUACUUCAAUUUUCUUUCAAUCUUCCGAACACCUACUGCGUUUCAUUCUUCCGUACUCCGAAUUUUUUUCUUCCAUAGUUCUAUUUUUUCCGUUCUUCCGUACUUCAAUUUUCUUUCAAUCUUCUGGGAGGCUAGUGCGUUUUUUUCUUCCGUAUUUCUACUUUCUUUCUUCCGUAGUCCUAUAUCUUCCGUUCUUCCGUACUUCAAUUUUCUUUCAAUCUUCCGGAUGCCUACCGCGUUUCUUUCAUCCGUACUACUAGUUUCUUCCUUUCGUAGUCCUACUGCAUUUCUUUCUUACGUACUCCAAUUUUUCCGUUCUUCCGUAGUCCAAUUUUUCCGUUCUUCCGUACUUCAAUUUUCUUUCAAUCUUCCGGACACUUACUGCGUUUCUCUCUUUUGUACUCCCUAUUUAUUCUUUCAAUCUUCUGGACACUACUGCAUUUCUUUCUUGCCUACUCUAAUUUCUUUCUUCCGUAGUCCUAUUUUUUCCGUUCUUCCUUCCAUCAAUUUUAUUUCAAUCUUCCUGACGCCUACUGCGUUUCUUUCUUCCUCCUAUUUUUUCCGUUCUUCUUUACAUCAAUUUUCUUUCAAUCUUCCGGACAUCUACUGUGUUACUUUCUUCCGUACUUUUAAUAUCUUUUUUUCCGUAGUCCUAUUUUUUCCUUUCUUCCGUACUCCGAUUUUCUUUCCGGACGCCUACUGCGUUUCUCUCUUCCUACUCCUAAUUUUCUUUCUUCCGUAUUUCUAUUUUUUCCGUUCUUCCGUACUUCAAUUUUCUCUGAAUCUUUCGGACGCUUACUGUUUUUCUUUCUUCCGUACUCCUAAUUUUCUUUCUUCCGUAUCCUAUUUUUCCUGUUCUUCCGUACCUCAGUUUUCUUUCACUCUUCCGGACACCUACUGUGUUACUUUCUUCCGUACUCCUAAUUUCUUUUUUUUUUUUUUCCAUAGUCCAAUUUUUUCGGGUUCUUCCGUACUUCAAUUUUCUUUCAAUUUUGCGGACGCCUUCUUCCGUACUCAUAAUUUCUUUCUUCCUUAG